Molecule: messenger RNA, 2444 nt
Organism: Hydractinia symbiolongicarpus
Lineage: Eukaryota; Metazoa; Cnidaria; Hydrozoa; Anthoathecata; Hydractiniidae
Exons: 9
Coding region: 63-1670 (535 amino acids)
Biological process (GO): spermatogenesis; regulation of DNA-templated transcription
Cellular component (GO): nucleus
Molecular function (GO): DNA-binding transcription factor activity, RNA polymerase II-specific; RNA polymerase II cis-regulatory region sequence-specific DNA binding; protein dimerization activity
Source: RefSeq, a predicted model, not a curated record
UCUCCGUGUGCACAAGCGAUGCACAAGCGUGAGAGUAACAAGAAUGCGUGGUGUCAUAAAACAUGUCUAGAAUGGCGAUGUUAAAUAAUACAAGUUUAUCUGUGCGCGUCAAAAGAAGACUCUUUCAUGACGAUGAUGAAGAUAAAACUCCCUCCUCUAAAUUGUUAGAUGAAGCUGUUGAGAAGUCGAUUGAAGAUAAUAUAAAAUUAGAAAUUGAUGCUUCUACGGAACAAAUUCAAGAUGUGAAAGUACAACGUGUCUUAGUAAUCACCCCUUUUCAAGAUGGCGACGAUAUCCAACAACUUAGUGCGCAGGCCACAAUUGUCAACAUGAAUGUGUUGUACUGCUUACCAGAGAAUUCGUUUCGACAGUGUGAUCAAACAGCUUAUAAAAUCAUCUUCACUGAUGUCGACUUGUCUCAAAGCAAUGAAAUGUUAAGAAUUAUUGUGUCCAUAAAAAAAACAAGUGCGUACAAUAAGACAACACCGGUAAUUGCAAUUCGUCAGACACAUCACAGCUCAGCCAAUGACCUAAGCUACUAUGGUGUCGCUCAUGUGCAUCGGGGUACGCUUAAUCAGGAAACAAUUAAAGAGUUUUUUGCUACAUUCGGCGAUACACGUGAAAAAAAGACUGAAGCUACUUCUGAACUUACCACUUCUGACUCGAUGCACCCCAUUAAUUGCAAUGCCAAUGUUAUUUCUCAUACCGAAGACGUCAAAACAUUUGAGACUAUUUUAUCAGCAGAAGACGUUGUGUCAACAAACACGAGAACACAGUCCACCGACUGUAUGUCCCCGGUCUAUCUGUCUAAAGAAUACAACACUAGAAACAACAUAAAAGUCCAGCGACCUGUGUUACCCAAGAGUACUUUCAACAUGCCCUACGUCCAUCCAACGCAAGUGCGACCGUCGGUUAUGAGACGCUAUGCUUUUGUACCGCCGAAUACGCUUACUUAUCCAUAUAUGGUGAGCGAUACGCCAGGAAGUAGUGGUAUGAAGAUUACUCUUGUACCUGAUGACAUCACCAAACAUAGUACGAAAGAACGCAUGCGCAGAGAGAGAAUCAAAGAAUGUUGUGAGCACUUGAGAAUGCUGUUACCCAGGACUGGAAAUAAAAGAAUCGACAUGGCAACUGUUUUAGAACUAUCCGUCCUGUACAUCAAAGUGCUUCUGUCGCACACCCCAGCAAAUAUUCUACAACAGAGCGUGGAGGCUUUUCAAUCUCACUUCCGUUUGUUCAGCGAGAAGAAACGAUUAAAUGAAUCAUGUCAACAUGAACAAAAUAAAAAGAACAGCAAGAAGUUGCGGAGUAAUGACAAGCGAACUAAUAGCACAUUCUCAAAAACCGAUUUCAAUUCGUCUUCCCAAAAUCUUGGCUCGACCAAUAGUGGAAACAACCCUUUAGUGCAAUCAUUUCCAAACUACCGAUACCAAGAUCACUUAGGUAACACUACUGGCUCUUACGCACGUGCACCACAAUCUCAUUAUCAAGCAAUGGAGUAUCUAAACAUGGCAACUGCAAAGAACUGCGAGAAUUUGACAACGCUUUAUCAGGGGCAUAUAAGUCAUCAAUCACGUGCGAGUUUUCAAAAAGAUGUGUGUAAUGAAGCUGCACUACCAGUUGAGUUUACUCAUCAGCACACGUCUUAUUACAAUCAUUAUUCUCAAUAGGAGCAUCUAAAAAGUACAACACUUGACAUUGUGGUUCCCAGUUACUGUUGUUGUUGUUUUUAUGGGCGAGUAUUUAAAAGGACAGACUGGUGUGUGUUUAACGUAUAUGUGGUGUGAGUGGAAUGUAUUGUGUUCCGCCACAAUAGUGAAGUUAACUUGCAUUACUUCAUUAGUUCGCCAACACUUUUCUAUAAGCAAACUAUUUCAUCAUGUACCAGGUUGUGAUGGUGCGGUUCAUGACAACCAAGCGCCUAGCAAGUCGCAAACAAACUUUAAUGUCAGUGUAGUAUUACUGCUUAGAGAAAGGAGAGACGCAAGUGUACGCUAAACAUCAAAUUCGCCCUUAAACCCUAACCCUCUCACUUUCCUUACCUUCUCUCCACCUGAAAAGGCCAAGGACAAAUGUUAUGAUGGCGAACGCAACUUUUAUUGGUAAAACAAUUCAUGCAAAUCCUUUUACAAACGUUGAAAUUAAACACUGAAUUUAUUUCACAUGUAUUUAAAUGUUCAACAUUUUAAAAUUCGCCAUUUAGAAUCCUCUCCUUAAAAAUAUUAGUUUAACGUUCAGCUCUUAACUUAUAAAUUGUGAGAAACUUUUUAAAAGAUCUUCUUUUCUCAUAUUUAUUAUUGUUGUUGUUACGAUUUUAUAACUACUAUAUUUAAUAUUCUAUUUAUAAAUAUAUAUUGUAUUUAUAUUAUUUCCACUUGAGUUACAAAGAAACAUGUUCAUUCUGAGAUUUGUCAUUGUGUUCAAACGUAAAAAGUUACCAUACA